Molecule: messenger RNA, 2403 nt
Organism: Gigantopelta aegis
Lineage: Eukaryota; Metazoa; Mollusca; Gastropoda; Neomphalida; Peltospiridae
Product: diacylglycerol O-acyltransferase 1-like
Exons: 16
Coding region: 291-1661 (456 amino acids)
Biological process (GO): triglyceride biosynthetic process
Cellular component (GO): endoplasmic reticulum membrane
Molecular function (GO): diacylglycerol O-acyltransferase activity
Source: RefSeq, a predicted model, not a curated record
AUGGCUUUGUUCCAUCAUCCCCAAGCUGCAAGGCCAAAGAAGAGCAGUGCACUUGUGAAAACACUACAACUGACAAAGAACAAUUCAUCAGACUGAAAAAAGGAAAGAAAUGUAAAACGGUUUACAGCAAUAAUGUAAGACUUCGUAAAAAUGGAAAAGUCGUGGAGGCAGUUAAAUCUCACGUCAGGACUGAUGAGCUUGUGGUGCCACGUCAAGAACCAAAAAAUCCUGCCUGUAGUAAUCGGCCAAACAGUAUAACAGAUCAGCUGAUCACAAAGUUACCGCCAUGGAUGAAGGAACCGGAAUUCAUGAUGUACCCGAAACAUGAAAAAAUUCCACAUGUGGUACACCGAAAUGCUGAUUCUUUCUUCAGUACGUCAAGCGGUUUUACUAACUACAGAGGUCUUCUCAAUCUCUGCAUGAUACUUCUGAUUUUGUCCAAUGCAAGAUUAUUUCUGGAAAAUAUUAUUAAGUAUGGCAUUCUGAUAGACCCGUCCAUAUGGAUGAACAUGUACCUCAAAGACCCGGAGAGUUGGCCCAACAUUCUGCUUCUCCUCUCCAUCAAUAUUUUUAUCUUGAUUGCAUAUGUCACAGAAAUAUUUCUGGAAAAAAGUUGGUUAUCUGACAAUAUGGGAAUUGCAAUCAGUAUUGUCAACAACAUUGUUCUCUUGGUGUAUCCAGCCACAGUUGUCUUCCUAUUUCACCCCAAUCCAAUUUUCUCUGUGAACACAUUGGGCAUUGUGACUGUGAUUUUCCUCAAGUUGGUUUCGUACGCCUGUGUCAACAAUUGGUGCCGUAGUCACAGGAAGAACAGAACACUCAUACGUCGGAAGACAAUCAGUGUUUCUGAUGAAACUAGCAACUCAUCUAGUAAUAAAGCUAAUGGCAAAGUGGAGACCAAGUUGUGCUACCCGGACAAUCUCACACUUUCAGAUCUGUACUAUUUCAUCUUUGCACCGACCCUCUGCUAUGAACUGAACUUUCCACGAUCUGCAAGAAUUCGCAAGCGCUUCCUUCUCAAGAGGAUCCUGGAAAUGCUUUUUCUCUGCCAACUGAUGCUUGGUUUGGUUCAGCAGUGGAUAAUACCAACAAUAAACAACUCCAUGCAGCCACUAGCCGACAUGAACAUCAGCAAAGUGGUGGAACGAUUGCUCAAGUUAGCUAUACCAAAUCACUUCAUCUGGUUGAUAUUUUUCUACUGGUUUUUCCACUCGUGUUUGAAUGUCUUGGCAGAGUUGCUGCGAUUUGGAGAUAGAGAAUUCUAUAGAGACUGGUGGAAUGCUGAAACGGUGACUGACUUCUGGAAGAGUUGGAAUAUCCCUGUGCACAGAUGGGCCACACGUCACUUGUACAAGCCCAUGCUGAGGCGAGGUAUCUCGAAGAUUAAAGCUGCCAUAGCUGUCUUUUUUGUCUCCGCUUUUUUCCAUGAGUAUUUAAUGAGUAUUCCACUGCACAUGUUCAGAACUUGGGCUUUCACCUCCAUGGUAAUGCAGGUUCCACUAGCAAUAGUAACGGCCAAGUUUUUGUCUGGGAAAGGUGGAAACAUCGUGGUAUGGCUGACGCUUAUCUUGGGACAGCCAGUGGCAAUACUUGCAUACGUCCAUGACUAUUACGUCCGAAAUGUUGGAACUCUUCAUGAUCAGACAUUUUCUAUCAACUAAAUGUGAUAUUAUUGCCAUGCUUACCUAUCACAACAAUUGUACAUGAUGAUUUUAUGUUAUAAAUGAUGACCAAGCCAACUUUACUGAUUUGUUGUCCACACUGUUGAUUGUCUAUGUGCUCAAAUAUUAACCAAAUGAUCAAAUUUUGCUCAAAAGUUUAUCUUGCCAAAACAAACUGCUAUGAAGGCUGUUCUGUGAAUUAUCAUAUAAGUUUGUUAGAAGUAAUAGGUUUUUUUUUUUAUAUUCACCACAGUGUUUAAGAUGGUCAAACAAUAUUUAACUUUGAUAACAUUUACUAUAAAUCCUUGCAUAGAAUCCUAGGCUUGUAUUUUUUUCACAAUGCUCUAUUCAAAGCAGGCUUCUAAUUUUGUUCAUGCAGAAUUAUAAGCUUUUGAUGUCCUGCAAUGGAAGUGAGGAGUAUACCACAGUCAUUAAUCUAACAAAGCUAGAAUAGCGAAAAAAGGCCUUUAUGUAAGGCAGGCAUCUAUUCAAGGCAGGCCUAUAUUGUUUUCGCAAUGCUAAAAAUGUGUAGCCAAAUUCCCCCUUUCCAUAGCCAAGUAAACAAGUGCAUAUUAAACAGGUGAAUUGUUGAAUUAAUGGGUCAGGAUUUAGCUUACAUGUAGUCGGUUGAGUGCUUGCUUGAGGUGCUUGCGUCGCAAGAUCGAAACCACCUCAGUGGAUCCAUUCAGCUGAUUGGAACUACAACUGGACAAAGGCUGUGGUAUCUGCUUUCCUGUCUGUG